AUGGCAUAUAGGAGAAGACAUGGAAUUACUAGGACAUCAACAUUCAAAGAAGAGAUUUAUCAGCCACAAGAAAAUGACAACCCCCAUAAAAGCAUCAACAAAAGUAGUAAUAUCAAUGAUGAUACUUUGCUUACAACAUCUUCUCCAUCUUCAUCUCUGGCUGCUCAGGCUAUUAGGGCAUCUGCUGCUCAUCGUGAAUCAUCCCUUUCUUCUGCAUAUGCUGGAGAUUCUAUCUCUCAGAGAUCUAAGGUGUUUGAUGCAUAUGAGGACAAACUGGGAACAAAUGACUCGAAAGGGUUUUGGGGUGUUCUUGCUCAGAAAGCGAAAGCAAUUCUCGAGGAUGAUAAUAUGUCUCAACAAUUUGAAACACCAGCAAGAUCCAGGUUUCAGAUGCCAGAUACCUCUGCAGGUGGUCAGUAUUCAUACCAGACACCUGAGGGCUUGAGGAAAAUGGAUAAUCCUACAAUACGAAAGGGCUUGGAUAAGAUUACAUCUUCCCUUAAUCAAAUUGGUGACACCUUCGAAAAGGCUUUCGAGUUCGUUAUCCUACUUGAUGAGCUCAUGAUUUCUAUCUAUCACCCGAGCAAGGCAAGGAUUGCUAAGUGUAGCCAGAUUCGUGAAUUUGUAAAUAUAACAGAAGGGCGCACCAUUGUGGAAAAUAAGACUGCAGAUAUCAUCCAAGAAACUCGCAAACUGCAAAUUAGGCGAAAAGGUCCCGAGGCACUUAAUCAAGGUCCUGGUGCAAAUAGUUCAUGGAUGCAUCAACCUACACAACUUCUGAACCAAAUGAACCAUGAAGAUCAACUGAAGGCAUCUCGCGACGUUGCGAUGGCUACUGCUGCAAAAGCAAAACUUCUUCUUCGGGAACUAAAAACUGUUAAAGCAGACCUGGCUUUUGCUAAACAAAGAUCUUCACAGCUGGAAGAAGAGAAUAAAAUCCUUCGGGAGAGCCGUGAAAAGGGCAGCAUUGCUGAAGAUGAUGAUCUGAUCCGCCUUCAAUUGGAGACACUUUUGGCUGAGAAGGCUCGCCUAGCACAUGAGAAUUCUAUAUAUGCUCGUGAGAACCGCUUUCUGAGGGAAAUUGUAGAAUACCACCAACUUACGAUGCAGGAUGUUGUUUAUUUGGACGAAGGCAGUGAAGAAGUUACUGAAGUUUAUCCCUUUACGAGGAUGCUUUCUGUUUCUCCACCCUCCCCCACCUCUCCUUCUGAGACCACAUUAAGUUCAUUAUUGGAAAAGGAAAUCUAUCCCGUCCCUGUCCCUCCACAAGAAACACAGGAGGUUUCAGAAAGUGAUGUCCCUCCAAGUGCAGCUGUACCUGUACUCAAGGAAGAAGAAGAAGAUGCAAGAAGUAAUGCCCCCACAAGUGCAGGAUUACCAGUGCUCAAGGAAGAAGAAGAAAAAGGAGAUGCAAGAAGGCGUGCCAGCAUGUACCAGUCACAGAGGCAUUCCAUUUUGCCAGCACUGCAAAGCAGCUCAUUCAGCGAUGAAAGAAUACCAGAGAUUCUAUAUUCGCUUCCUGCAUACAGUCAGGACUGCCGACUGGCCAGAGACUAG
Molecule: messenger RNA, 1557 nt
Organism: Dovyalis caffra
Lineage: Eukaryota; Viridiplantae; Streptophyta; Magnoliopsida; Malpighiales; Salicaceae
Source: the annotation of a GenBank genome assembly